Molecule: messenger RNA, 2003 nt
Organism: Lactuca virosa
Lineage: Eukaryota; Viridiplantae; Streptophyta; Magnoliopsida; Asterales; Asteraceae
Source: the annotation of a GenBank genome assembly
CGCUCAUAAAUUACCCUCAGCGUUCCGUGUGUCUUCACAGAGUUUAAGUGCGCGUCGGCUCAUUUCACACCCUUCACACAGUACGCAGUACACACACAACGUAGGGAGCAUAAUCAUCAUAUUUCAUACCCCACUCACUACACUAAAAUCUUCUCUUUCUCUUUCGAAACCCCAACAAAUUUGCUGUUUCUCACACCAUUUUCAUCUCUGUAUUCGACAAAUCCCAUUAACAUGGCUCCCCUUGCUUGAUUAGAUAGUUUUCUAGACUGUUUGAGUAACUUUUUCUUUUCUCUGUUGUUUUUGACAAGAGAUGGAGAGGAAACAAGGGUUUUUCUCCGCUUUAAGAGACGAAGUCAUACGUGGUUUAUCUCCGGUGAGGUCGAGGUCGAAGAGUCCGGCGAGGAGUGGUUCUCCGAUGUCUGCACUUCUUCGCCGACGGCCGAAACAGUUGACAAACGGGGAACCAUUGAUUGGGCGGUCCGGGAGCCUUACCGGAGAGACGCUCGCGCCGCUGUAUGAAGGGCCUGAUCAAGAAGGGUCGGAGCUUGGGGAGUCGAAACGGGUCGGGUCGGUUAUUGGACACUGGAUGAAGGGUCAGCUUUCUAGAACUCCGUCCAUGACAGCUACCAUGGCUUACAAACAUAGGUCUGAUUUGAGGCUCUUGCUUGGCGUAAUGGGCGCACCAUUAGCCCCAGUGCACGUUAGCACCAAUGAUCCUCUCCCUCACCUUAGCAUAAAGGACACUCCUAUUGAAACUUCAUCUGCUCAAUACAUACUACAACAGUACACAGCCGCUUCCGGUGGUCAAAAGCUUCAAAACUCCAUAAAAAACGCUUACGCCAUGGGAAAAGUGAAGAUGGUAGCGUCAGAGUUCGAAACCGCAUCAAGAGUAAUGAAGAACAAACACGGCGCCAGAGCCGCCGACACCGGCGGAUUUGUUCUAUGGCAGAUGAAUCCCGAUAUGUGGUACGUCGAGCUCGCCGUCGGCGGCAGCAAGGUUCACGCCGGUUGCAACGGAAAUCUCGUUUGGCGCCACACGCCAUGGCUCGGCGCCCACACCGCCAAAGGCCCCGUUAGACCCCUCCGUCGCGCCCUUCAGGGGCUUGAUCCAAGAACAACUGCGAGUAUGUUUUCUGAUGCGAAAUGCGUAGGGGAGAAGAAGAUGAACGGGGAAGAUUGCUUUAUCCUAAAACUCACUGCUGAUCCGCAGACAUUGAAAUCGAGGAGCGAAGGUCCGGCUGAGAUCAUACGUCAUGUACUUUUUGGGUAUUUUAGUCAGAAAACAGGACUCAUUGUUCACAUGGAGGAUUCACAUUUGACUCGAAUUCAAACGAAUGGAGGUGACGCUGUGUAUUGGGAAACAACAAUUAAUUCAAGUAUGGAGGAUUAUAGAUCUGUGGAAGGUAUAAUGAUUGCCCAUUCAGGUCAUUCAGUCGUUACCCUUUUCAGAUUUGGUGAAAUGGCAAUGAGUCAUACUAAAACCAGAAUGGAAGAAGCAUGGUCUAUUGAAGAGGUUGCCUUCAAUGUCCCUGGCUUGUCAAUUGACUGUUUUAUCCCUCCCGCUGAUUUAAAAUCCACUUCCAUUUGUGAAACAUCCCAACUCCACGAGGACCAAAGAGGAAAUCCAAAUUCCAAUUCCAAUUCUGCCCUUGUGGUUUCGGGUCAUCGGGCAAAGGUUGCUGCCCUUGUUUAGGUGCGCGAUAUGGAUAUAUAGGGUCAACAGUAGUUCCUGAUUGACUAACAUCUUAGAAGUUAGAGAGUAGGGUAGAAGGGUAUUUAAGUAAUUUCACAACCUGGGCCCAGGGCGGAGCUCGGUUUUUUUCUUCUUUGAAAUGGAGGUUUAUUUUUAGUUCACCUUCCAUACACUUGGGGUUUAUGUUUGUUCCUAGUAUUAUUAUUAUUAUUAUCUUUGUUUGUUAAAAGAUCAAAAAGGGGGUUUUCUGAUCUUUUUUUUAUAUAAGUUGAGGUUUUUAGUGACCUAUUGUAACCAAAAUGUUACCGAA